Mytilus trossulus (common blue mussel) is the source of this 1291-nucleotide messenger RNA. RefSeq lists its product as uncharacterized. The coding region runs from base 248 to 1291 and encodes 347 amino acids. The transcript is spliced from 2 exons. Gene Ontology annotation, biological process: DNA recombination; DNA integration. Gene Ontology annotation, molecular function: DNA binding. Lineage: Eukaryota; Metazoa; Mollusca; Bivalvia; Mytilida; Mytilidae. The record is from RefSeq and is a predicted model, not a curated record.
AGUUAUGUACACCGGUAUGUACAUGUAAACAUUACCACGUGUAUUUGUUUAUAAAAUUACACGUGUUUGAAAGUAUAUAAUAGGUUAAAUGUUUUUCAUUGGUCGAGUUAGAACUGACCAUAAUAUUUGAAUAAGGUCAUUUCAAAUAUUUCGUGCUAUACUUUUGGCGGUUUUGUAUAUUAAAGAUAUUGUCAUUCGAGGUUCGCUUUUGGUGCAGUAAAGUUGUAAGCUUGUGCUUAACCUGAGUAUGUCUGAGAAUAGAGAAGGAAGUCCAAUGUCCGAAGAUAUUUUUCGAGUUGGUAGAUGGACACAGAAUUCAGAUAUUUCGGAUGAACUUUCUACAUUGAAAGCUAGAUUACCAGAGUACUGCUUGAGCUCACGUUCUCUGAACACUCGUAAAAAGUACCAGUAUGCCUUUAAUGCUUUCUGUAAGUGGACUAAAAUACACAAUAUUACUCCUUUACCUUCAUCUGAUUAUACAGUUUCUCUAUAUUUGAUUCACAUUUCACAGAAUGCAAAAUCGACAAGCAAGAUAAAUGAAGUAAUAUACGCCAUUAGCUGGGCACAUAAAUUGGCUGGAUUUAAUAAUCCUUGUACAUCUGAAUUAGUAACGUUUGUAAACGAAGGAGCACAGAGAAAAUUGGGACAUUUUAUCACUAAGAAAGAUCCUAUUACACCAGACAUUUUACGAAAGAUUGUUCAUACUUAUGGUACUCUUAAUAGUAAUCUUAAAGACUUAAGAACUGUUUGUAUGUGUUUAUUAAGCUAUGCAAGUUUUUUAAGGUUUUCAGAACUAGUUAAUUUGAGAGGUAUCGAUAUAAAAAUGUAUUCUACACAUGCAAAUUUAUACUUGGUGAAGAGUAAAACUGAUAUUUACAGAGAAGGGAGGGAUGUGGUUAUUUCUAGAACUAAUCUUGUAACUUGUCCUGUCUCCAUGCUAGAACGAUAUCUCAAAUUAGCUAGUAUUACAUCAAAUUCUGAUGAAUUUAUUUUUAGAUCCGUUAAUUUUUGUAAGUCUGAUAAUUCUUAUAAACUUAGAAGUACAGGUCCGUUGUCAUACACGAGAGCUCGAGAAAUACUACUUUCAACUUUACAGAGUAUAGGCUUAGAUAGUAAAAAAUUUGGACUGCAUAGUCUCCGUUCAGGAGGGGCAUCGGCUGCUGCAGCGGCUGGUGUAGAGGACAGAUUGUUCAAAAAGCAUGGUCGGUGGAAAAGUGACACGGCCAAAGACGGUUAUGUUAAAGAGUCUUUGAAGGAUAGACUUUCUGUAACAAAUAAUAUUGGAAUUUAA